GACACAUCUCUUUUUGUGACAGACCAAAACUUCCGUACUACAACAACAGAGCAAUACUACUCUACACUGCAGUACUCCACUAUCGCAACAAAUACUUUUGUUCAGCGAUCAUGGCAACAAUGCCGGCGACAGUCGUUGAGGACCGGAAGAAAGACCAACUGGAAACUCAAGAACGAAUCAACCAGCUGGUCUCUGAAAAUGCUGGCCUUGAGGAAGAGAAAAGGAAAAUCCUGACGGCUCUACGUUCAGAGAGAACCAUAAGGAAAAAUUUCCAAAAGGAGAGUAAGAUCAAGGAGAAGGAGAAAAAUGAAGAGAUUCACUCUCUCAGAGAAAGUUUGAAGGAAGAGAAGAACAUCUCCCUGUCAGCCAAACUUCACUGGACUGGUGAGUUCAACCGGGUCGUCAGGCUCUUGAGACAGGAGCAAGAGAGGAACAGAGAGAGCCAGGAGAAGAAGAUUAAUGGUAUAUUAUCAACCAUAUCAAACCACAAUUUGAUGGACAAGGACGCAAAGCUCCAAACUCUGGCAGAGGACAAUGAUAGGAAGUUGAGCCAUGUCGUCCAGGAAAAGGAUGAUCUGAUGAAGAUGAAGACGGCUCUCAAAGUGAAGUAUUUGGAGAGCGAAGCCAAGCUCACGGAGAAGGAAAGGCAGAUCAUCCAGAGGGAGGCAGAGUUUGAAACAAAACUCGCCACUCUGGAAGACCAAAUGACGUGUGAGCUCGCUGCAAAAGAGAGCUUUGAGAAACGGCAUGAGCUGGAAAGAGAGAGCAGAGAGAUGGAGUGGAACAACAAAGAGAGCCAAAUGGAGAACGAAAUCAAGCUCUUAAAAGAGCAAAACUCUGAUCUUCAGGUACAAAACCACAGCCUCCAGGAGCUCGAAAAGAACAGCAGAAGGCUGGAGGAGUGGAUUAACAAAGAGAGCCAAAUGGAGAACGAAAUCAAGAUCUUAAAAGAGCAAAACUCUGAUCUUCAGGUACAAAACCACAGCCUCCAGGAGCUCGAAAAGAACAGCAGAAGGAUGGAGACGGAGUGGAUUACCAAAGAGAGCCAAAUGGAGAACAAAAUCAAGAUCCUAAAAGCGCAAAACUCUGAUCUUAAGGUCAAUCUCCUUAGCCUGCAGGAGCCGGCUCAAAAAACAGACAAGGAGAAGGCCAGAAUGAAAAAGCAGGAAGAGAAGGAAGAGAAGGCCCAGAAGGCGGAAGAAAAGAGGCUGAAGAAGGAGACGAAAGAGGCGGAGGAGCAAGAGAAUCAACAGAAGGAGGAAAAUAAGAAUCCCUCCCACCGAGGAGUCACGGGAGAGAUCUGCACAGCUUCAGGGAAGGCUGAUAUCGGCUAUAUCUCCGAGGUGUUCCCUCCUCGAAGCUCGCUCCUCGGCCCUCAGGACAGAAAUAAGAGCUUUGAGACGGCCUUCACUGAGGAGGGACGGAAUAACUUCCGGUUCAGCUGA
Messenger RNA from Perca flavescens (yellow perch), 1445 nucleotides. Its product is annotated as trichohyalin-like. The transcript has 2 exons. The coding region runs from base 111 to 1445 and encodes 444 amino acids. The record is from RefSeq and is a predicted model, not a curated record. Lineage: Eukaryota; Metazoa; Chordata; Actinopteri; Perciformes; Percidae.